Messenger RNA from Fimicolochytrium jonesii, 3460 nucleotides. RefSeq lists its product as uncharacterized. The record is from RefSeq and is a predicted model, not a curated record. Bases 171 to 3284 code for a protein of 1037 amino acids. Gene Ontology annotation, cellular component: cytoskeleton. Lineage: Eukaryota; Fungi; Chytridiomycota; Chytridiomycetes; Spizellomycetales; Powellomycetaceae. The transcript has 8 exons.
GAAGACACGACGCAGCGUGUUCUCCAGUUCUGAUGCAAUUGCCACUUACGUAACCCCCGCCGACACUGUCAAUCGUGGACAUUUGGCAGAUUGUCCUUCCCCUACAUUGCGGUCAAUCGGCGGGUGGAGGCUUGCUGACUUACAUAUCUGUGCAUUGAAACUAGCCCAAUAUGGAUCCUUUCGGCUCUACCGAAGCAGGGCACUCUCCGCCGAAUGAGCCCGUAGACGCCACCAUUAACAUCCAGGAAGUUGGCAGCGACGACUCUGCCGGAGUAGAUGCGCCUAGGCGCCACGGCGGGGAAAGCGAUGGGUCUGACGACGGUGCUAGGGAGACGGCAGGAGAACCUGGAGACGACGUCGAGGAGGAAGAGGAGGAAGUGGAGGAGAACGUAGAGACGGCAACGUCCAUCCUCGGUUCCAUUGUCGAUUCCGCAAAAGAGGCCGUGGCGACGCCGCCCGAGAAAGGGCGCAAGUCACGCAGCUCGGAUAUCAGCGAGGCAGACGAGGAGGACGCCGAGAGCACAACGCUCCCAGGCGACUCGGCAAAGCCGUCGUUGUUCCAACCCUCGGCUGACGCAAGCAAUCUGGAGGACAUCCAAAGCACGCUCGAGUUCAUCUCCUCCCAGGCGUCUGCACCAGGCCAAAGCGGCGCAGACCCAAACUUUGUCCGCCUCCGCACGGAAUACGACAAGCUGCACAAACUGUUCGUCCAAUCCCGCAAGAACGAAACCUCGCUCGUGCAGAAAUGCAAAGACAUCGCCUCGGAACUCUCCGCCAACGCCGCCAAGGUGCAGGCCGCGCUCCGGCUCAGCCAGAACGACCGGAGCCAGAUCAUCGCGUUGAAGAAGGAGGUUCGGAAGGCGUGGAAGAUGGUGGAGUUGUCGACGGAGAAGGAGAAUAGGGCUAAAGAGCUGAUUAAUAGCUUGAAGGCGGAGGUGGAGACGGUGCGGAAGGAGCUGUCGGAGCAGGAUGGGGGGACGACGUACUCGACGGGGGCGAAUGCGAUGGCGGGGAUCGGGAGGGAUAAGUUGAUUGAGAUUCAGUUGGAUCAGGAGGAUCAGAUUAGCAAGCUGGCCGAGCAACGAGAUACUCUGCUUAAGCAAGUCGACGAAAUCACCGCCGACCUCACCCGCGUCACCGCCGAAAACGACGAGUUUCAAAGCAAAGUUGAGCGCCUCGUCACCGAGCGCGGAACACUCACCGACGAGCUCCUCACCAUCAAAGACCUGCUCGCGACCAAAAAGUCCGAACUAGACCGCGAAUCGCGCGCCCGUGAGAAACUCGAAACCUCCCUCCGACAAGCGAACGAGAUCAGCCUCCAAAAAGACGACGACGUCGCCGCGCGAUUGCAGGAUAUCAAAUUGCUACGGGAGCAGAUUGGGAAACUGGAGGUUGGAUGCAAGGAGGAGCGGGCGAAAGUGGAGCGGGUGGAGAAGGAGAAGGAGAAUGUGAAUGCCCGGCUGGCGAGGUUGCAGCAGGAGUAUGAUGAACAGGUGCUUACGACUACGAGGCUGUUGAGUGAGAAUCAGCAGCAGACGGGGGAGAUCAAAGGGUGGGAAGAGGAGUUGGCGAAAUAUAAGGAGGAGUAUAGGGGUGUGACGAGGGUGAGGGAUACGUUGCAGAAGCGGAUUAAGGCGUUGGAGGAUGCGAAGCUGGAGGCUGAGCUGGAAAGGGAUCAGUUAAAGGGCGGAAACCACUCCCUCUCUCAAAACCUCGAAGCCGCCCGCCGCAACCUCGACAUCAGCCACAAACAAGUCGACUCCCUCACCCGCGAGCGGGACAUCGCCCAAAAGAACUUCGUCAAAGCAACCGGCACAACCCAAAAGCAAAUCACCGUCGUCAAACUCGCCGAGCAAACAAAGCGCAACCUCGAGCAAGAAAUCAUGGGCUACAAGGACGAAGCGACCAAGAUGCGUAAACUCAUCUACUCCCUCGAAAAAGACCGCGAUCGGCACAUCAAUGAGGCCGGACGGAUCCGGUUGGAGUUGGUGGGCAAGGAGGAGGAGGUCAAGAUUGGGGAGAUGAUGCUGUUUGAUUCGAGGAAGAAGAUUGGAGAGCUGGAGAAGAAGUUGAAGGAGCAGCAGUCGUUGUAUGAGAAUGUCCGCGCGGAUAGGAAUCUGUAUUCGAAGAACUUGGUCGAGGCGCAGGAUGAAAUUACGGAGAUGAAGCGGAAGGUGAAGAUUAUGGGACAUCAGAUUGAGCAGCUGAAGGAGGAAAUUGCGAGCAAGGAGGGAGCACUGGUGAAGGAGCACUUCGAGCAUUCCAAGCUCGAGAAAGAGAAAGAAUCCCUCUCCGUGCAGAUCGGCAAGCUCCAACAGCAGUACGAGGAAGCUCAACAGCUGAUCCAGAACCAGCAAUCCGAAGAAAACAAACUCCGCCACAUAAUAACUCAAGCCGACUCCGAGCGCCUCCGCCAAAAAAAAGAAUACGACACCCUCGUCCAAGAGCGCGACAUCCUCGGCACCCAACUCAUCCGCCGCAACGACGAGCUCUCCCUCCUCUACGAAAAAAUAAAGAUCCAAACCUCCACCCUGCACAAGGGCGAGCUGCAGUACCGCGAGCGCGUGGAGGAUAUCCGGGUUUGUAAAUUGGAGAUCAAGAAAUUGAGGAGGGAGAAGGCGAUCUUGCAGACGGAGACGCAGAAUGUGGAGGGGCUUAGAGCGGAUAUUUUUAGGCUGCAGAGGGAGGUGUUGAGGGAGAGGACCAGGGUUAAGCUGCUGGAAGGCGAACUAUCCUCCCCCCUCAACAUCCACCGCUGGCGCAAGCUCAGCGGCAGCGACCCCUCCACCUUCGAACUGAUCAUCAAGAUCCAAACGCUUCAAAGACGUCUGAUCGCCAAAACGGGCCAGGUGGUCGAAAAGGAACUUAUCAUCAACCAGAAAGAGAAACUGUACAAGGAGGUGAAGGAUGUGUUGCAGCGGCAGCCCGGGCCCGAGGUGAUGGAGGAGUUGAGGGUUGUCAGGGAGGCUGUGAGGAGUAAGGUUAAGGAGUGCAAGGCCCUAGCAUCAGAACUCAACAUGUACCACUCCCAAGUCAACGAAUACAAAUACGAGAUUGAGCGCGUCAACCGGGAGCUGCAGGAACUCAAGAAGAAGUACUACGAGAGCCGGCGGAAGCGGGGGGUUAAUAAUGGGAAAGAAUAUGCGGCUGUGCCGGGAGCGCAUCAUCCGCCGGAGUUGAGGAGGGGGAGGGGUGUGGAGAAUCCUGCCAAAGCACGAUUCUCUGGGGGAGGGUUUAACAUGUCAUCAACGCAGCAUGUCGCUGCUGCCACAGCGCAUGGAUAGGGAACCUGGAACAACUUGACAUUGAUCUGCAGGACGUUGGGCGGUUUUCGGGCAUUGGCCCUUUUGUACAUAUUACCAUCGUAUUUAGCAAGUUUGACAUAAUUUUCACUGGUGUCCGAGAUGGCCGCUCGAGUCUUUUCUGGCCUGUCGCAGAAGGGCUGUGUGUGGAAGGAGGC